Messenger RNA from Rhopilema esculentum, 3603 nucleotides. RefSeq names its product NACHT, LRR and PYD domains-containing protein 3. Gene Ontology annotation, cellular component: cytoplasm. Lineage: Eukaryota; Metazoa; Cnidaria; Scyphozoa; Rhizostomeae; Rhizostomatidae. The record is from RefSeq and is a predicted model, not a curated record.
CAUGCGUAUAGAGGUGAACUAUGAUGGCCAAGGUUUCGAGAACUUCCCUCCAUUGCGGAAUUAAAGUGUCAAUCAGCUUUUGCUGAUGAUGAAAUUCCAUAAAUGACAGUGAUUUCGAUGCGAAAAAUGAUUCAGUUGCAGUACCAAGGUUCAGUUGUUGAAUUGGCUUUUCCACUGGAUGUGGUUUCGUAGAGUUAAGAGGUGGUCUCCCUUGCAAGCAGACUUACCAAUUCAAAACAGAUGGCUCAAUUGAAUAAUAGUAACUUGGAAGGAGCAUCAAUCAACAUAAACAACAGUAAGGUUAUUUUUGGGGAUGAUGCUACAAUUGUAGAUGUAUCAAAUGACACAGACCAUUGCACUGCUAUUCAAGAACAGCUGCGAACAAGGUACCUCAAUCAUUACUCAUCAUGGACAAUACCAAGAAUAGAUCCAGAAAAAGGAUUUGUGUAUAAACCAGAAGACAGAACUUCUUUUAUGGUUGAGUUGACUCUUGUCAGUGAGCAAUCUGCUGCUACCAGUCCGGUGAAACCAGCAAACGAGUUAAGUUAUCACUUGCUUCAAAGAAGACACUCUUCAUCACUACUUGAUCUACCAGACAUCAUAGAUCCCUCACUUAAAUGCAGCUUGCUUUCAGGAAUGGCAGGCAUAGGAAAAACAAGUACGGUAGAAAAUUUUGCAUUAUGCUGGGCAAAAAGGCAGCUAGGUUCUCUCGACUUUGAUUUUGUAUUUCUUUUUAACUGCCGUAAUUUUAUCCGGUACAAAAAAAAGCAAAUCAACGCCGAAAAGCUUUUUCUUGAAGAAUUCAACGUUAAUUAUAGAAAUCUAAGUAAUGUUGAUGGUAGCAGAGUCUUGAUUAUUUUCGAUGGGCUUGAUGAGGUUGAGUCGCUCUCAUCAGUCCUCAAAGAUGUUGCUUCAGAAGAUAUUUACAAUUUGUUCCGCGAAAUGAUGAAAGAAAAAAGCUCCAUUUUCCCAGGGCACACAACACUACUUGUUGGAAGACCGCACGUCUUGUCAACAUUGAAGCGUUUUCAAAUGCUGACAGGGGCAUUCAGAGUGGUUCAGAUUCUUGGAUUCACUAAGGCAGCCAUACAGUCCUAUGUUGGCAAAUUUAGCUGUAAUGACAUUUUGUUGCAACAGCAUAUACUGGAGAAAAUAUUUGAGAAUACCUCCAUCAAGGCAAUGGCACGAAUUCCCCAGCUUCUCUGUAGCAUCUGCUCAGUAUAUUCAUGGGAAACCAAAGAUCUCCAAUUAGAGAAAAAAAGCGAAUUGUUUUUAUGGACCUUGUUGUCGUUCUUGAGGCAUCAGUUUCCCCAAUUCACAGGUUUGCCUCCGAAUGAGCUGUUGUCACAUGACGUAGUUAAUUCCUUUAUUUUGAUUAUUGCCAAGUUGUCUUACGAACUCCUGAAGGAUAAUCGUAUCAUAUUCGAAAAAAAAGAAGUGAAGGAGCUGGAAACGGAAGAUACUUUGCUAAAGAGCCUUCUUGAAACGUUUUUGGCACAGGUUGAAACCUUUGAUAAAUUUCCCCAGUACCAAUUUAGACAUUUAAUUAUUGAGGAAUUCUUUGCGGCGAUUCAUUGCUUUGUAUCGAACAUAAGUGCUUGCAAAUUGAUGAAUAAGGAAUUUUACGAAAUUACCGAAUUUCUCGCUGGCCUUGUGCGAGGUAAUGAAAGAAGUUCGAGCAGCAUUGUAUCGAUAUUUGCCAAGAUUAUCUUGAAAAAUUAUGGAGAGAGGCAUAACAGUUUUCGGAAAAGAGCUGCAUCGAUUGGCAGGAAGAAGAAACAGCAAUCAGUGGUCAUGAUUGCAGAGGAGGUAUUUUUACAAUGGAAACAGUGGAAAAUUUCGUGUGAUGUGUUCUGCAGUGUAUUUUACGAGCUUUUUGAUAAAGAUGACACGUUACCUAAAUGUAUUCAAUUCAAUGAUCAGUUUGACGUGCUGCUGUCCUCUCUCACAUCACUACAGGUAGUCAGGCUCAAUCACUUUUUGAAAUGCAUGAGCGGGAAUGGCAUUAGUGGAUUUGAAUCCUUGCGUAAUUUGCGUCUAUGUAUAAGCAAUACCGAUUUCUCAGAAAGUGGAGAAUUUUGCAAUCUCUUCUGUUCACUAACUACGGUGAAAGACGUUCGUUUUGUGCAGUGUACAUUUGGAGGCAAAUCGCUUGAAAUUCUUUGCCAUGCGAUUUUGACAAGCCAGCACCACUGCCCACUAUCGGGUUUGAGUUUCCGGUAUUGCAACUUGAGCAGUAACCAACUUUAUGGCCUCACGAAAUGUGCCUCAUGUCUUGGAAAAUUCUCUCUAGUGGGAGAGCUUGUCAGGCCUGAUGUGACACAGCGUCUUGUCAAUGAGAUAUUGCGUGCAUUGUCAGGGUUUCGUUGCUGUAUUAAAGAACUAGAACUACGUGACUGUAAGCUCAACGGCUUCUGCUUUGAUGAAAUUGGAAAGCUUCUACGUAUUUUAGAGACUGUGAACCUUUCUGGUAAUGUAGUCGGCAGGCUAACUGUCACUAACAUCAUACAGUUAGUGGGGCGACAAAAGAAACUCGAACCCAUUACCCACAAGCUUAAAGCACUUGUACUGCGAAACUGCGGCAUUGGUGAUGAAGAAUGGAAGGAAAUACAGAAAUUGGCGCAUGCAAGCAGUGGAAGGAGCAAGAUUUCUUUUGAAAUUUAAGUUUUUUUAUUGAGUGCGAUUAGAUUAAAGAAACUUGUUCCCCUUAGGUUGCGCUUUCCACGUAUUACUUAGUUGUACGUAGCUGAUAAUUCACACGUUAUUCCUUAAUCAUUUUGGGCAGCCUUGCAAAGAGCUUGUAUCACCCCCAUGGCUGAGACUCGUCUCUUGGUCACGGCAGGAAAAUAUCUUCCCAGCCACUUUAGUUGUAUUGUGGCCCCCCAAAAAACUUACCUGUGUUGAUCUUCGUUUGAAAAAGGAAAAGCAAUUUUUAGGAUUAUUCAAAUACAGCUUCUUACAAGCAGCGUCAAAUCAUAUACUUUUUGCUCAAACCCCUUCGCUCUGGGUAUUCAAGAUGUUCCCCUUUCUUAUGCACCCCCUAGCAAGCAUUUUAUUUGACCUGAUUUUAAUUUGUUGUAGAAUCCUGCCCGAAUUAAGUUCAAGGAAUUGACAGGAAGCGACGAAAGUUUUGUAUUUAAAGUAUUUUUCCUUUUUUUGCGAAUAAAAUUGCUUUCUAUUGCGGAAUUUUCCUAUGAAUUGUUAUAAAAAUAUUUGCUAGUAUUUUAUGCCCAGUAGUUGCUUAAUGACUUGUCGCUGGCCUGACAUACAAAGGUAUAUUUUUUUUGAAUUUCUAACACAUGAGUAAAGUUAUUUUCCAUAUCUUUCUUUUUAAUUGAUGUAUUUAGAGUUUGCUUAUAAGCAGAAUCAGGUGUAAAAAGUUAAUGCGAUAUCGAUCGUUCUUUAUUUUGUAAAAGUUAUUUCCUUUUUUGUAAAUGUUGCGACAUUCAAAGAAUGAAUCCACCUGUCCUGGCAUGUAAUUUUAGUAACAAAAAUUAUAGGUCAUUGGCUUCAGUUAUUUUGUAACUUUGAUAAGUAACUAGGUUUGUGCUGCUUGUUUUUUCUAAGAAAAUUUUGAUCAAAUAAAUUGUGCUUUUAAUAACA